AUGUCAGAAACUUCUUUUGGUGUGGUGUCAUUUACAAUCAUAUUAAUUUUGUUCAUUUAUGCUAUUGCAGGAUCAUAUUUUGAGCACAAACAUGUAGGAUGAAUUAAAUAAUAGUAGAUUCACUUUAUACAUGAAACAGGAUUGGGAAUUAUUUUAGGAGUUGUAGCUGGAGGGUUGUUUACAUUAAUUUACAGAGGAACAUUGUAUUACAUCGUAAAGACAAUUAAUAAAAUAGUACGAAUUUAAUGAAUCCUUCUUUUUCUAUAUUUUGUUACCAAUAAUCAUUUUUGCAGGAGGAUACAAUUUAAACAAAAGAAGGUAUAUAUCUAUUCAAGUUAGAUUCUUUCAAAAUUUUUUAUAUAUUAAUUUAUUUGGAUUGUUGGGUACAUUAUUGACUUUCCUAUUGAUAGUAUGCUUCACAUUUUUGAUUAGUGAUGGAGGUUUGAAUUAAUUUUUGAUUCUAUAUAGAUUUGAUUAAAAUUUGGGGAAGUGAUACUUCGAUUAAAUUGAAGACAGAAUAGAUUAUGAUAUUUGCAGCUACAAUUUGUGCUACUGAUUCUGUAGCAGCAUUGACAAUGAUUAAACCUAAUAAAUAUCCAAAACUAUUUAGUGUAGUAUUUGGAGAAGGAAUGGUUAAUGAUGCUGUGUCUAUCAUUCUAUAUAUAUCUGUAGAUUUAUUAUCUGGCAAACAUGAUACUAUUUUAACAGUCUCUUUAGAGUUUUGUUUCUUAUUCAUAUUGGAAUUCUUUUGUAGUCUUGUUGUUGGAUUAUUCUUUGGAGUAUUAGCAUCUAUUCUUUUCAAAUAUUUUAGAUUUAUUACAGAAUCUGUUAUUUUAGAAAUGGCUAUCAUAAUUUAUAUAGCCUAUGGUAGUUUCACAAUGUGUGAAUUAUUAGGGUUGAGUGGAGUAUUGUCAGUAUUAGCUACUGGAGCUCUUAUGGCUUAUUAUAACAUUUAUAAUUUAUCUAGUUUGGGUUAGGUUGCAUCAAAGUAAAUUUAUAUAGAAUAAUUAUAGGAUUACAGUUUCUACCUUGUCUUUAAUAUGUGAGGCAUUUAUAUAUAUUUAUUUGGGAUUGUCAAUGUGGAUAUUAUCUGGAUAUCAAAAUUCAGAUGAUGCAAUUGAAAAGCCAAAAUGUAGUUGGACAUUUUUAGUAUUAGAAUUAUUGAUAUGCUUUUUCUCAAGGGGUAUAUCAAUGGUGAUACUCUCAGGAAUAGCCUAUUUAAUUAAAGGAAAAGAGAAAUUUAAAUUAUCUAUUUAAGAAUUGAAUAUCAUAUGGUUUGCUGGAUUGAUUCGAGGAUCUGUAGCAUAUGCUUUAAUUACAAAAUUAUAAAUCUCUGAUCCUGAAGAUCUAAAUGAAAGAUAUCAAGUUGAAGUCAUAAAAACUACUGUCUUAUUUAUGGUUAUCAUUACUACUAUAAUAUUAGGAGCAAUGAUGCCUUUUUAUAUUAAAUUAAAUCUCAAAUAAAAAGUGGAGGAUUCUAAUAAAAAGUUGUUAUAAAAUUAUGAAAUAGAAAGUGGUUAUCGUAGAUAAAUUUAAAAUAAAUUCAAAUAUCUUGAUGAUCAUUAUUUUAAAUAUUGGAUGAUUUUUAAUUAUUAAAAUAGAAAAUCAGAAAUUCUUAGAUAAUAAUAAGAAAAAUAAUAAGAUGAAGAUAGUCAUAGUAAAAUUGGUCUAGUUUCUUAAUUCUAAUCUAAGUUUACUGGAAAUUAGAACAUUAUAUUCUAUGUUGAAGCAAAUAAAAAUAAUCCUUUUCAUACAGAAUCAUUAAUUGAAGGAAUAGAUGAUUUAGAUGAAAACGAUUAAUCAGAUUAACCAAAUUUGAUGACUUAAAUAUCCUAAAAUAACAAUGAUUUAUGA
This is a messenger RNA of Paramecium pentaurelia, 1854 nucleotides long. NCBI's taxonomy places the organism in Eukaryota, Ciliophora, Oligohymenophorea, Peniculida, Parameciidae. The record is from the annotation of a GenBank genome assembly.